Molecule: messenger RNA, 1939 nt
Organism: Pungitius pungitius (ninespine stickleback)
Lineage: Eukaryota; Metazoa; Chordata; Actinopteri; Perciformes; Gasterosteidae
Gene: tmed2
Product: transmembrane p24 trafficking protein 2
Exons: 5
Coding region: 186-809 (207 amino acids)
Biological process (GO): intracellular protein transport; Golgi organization; endoplasmic reticulum to Golgi vesicle-mediated transport
Cellular component (GO): COPII-coated ER to Golgi transport vesicle; endoplasmic reticulum; Golgi apparatus
Source: RefSeq, a predicted model, not a curated record
CGGCCUCCGUUUAAGCCCGUACGUGGCAGUCAGACAACCGUGUACACAGCAGCCGAGGCUGGUGCGGCUCCUCUCCUGUGACAGUUUCACCCAGACAGACCCGACGCCCCGCUCCCACCAACCGACGCUCCGAAAACAACAAGCAGACUCUGUUGGUGACGCUGUGAAAGCAUUUGUUCGGUACCAUGUUCACCGUGUCGGAGCUGGUGGUCCUGCUGGCCGUGCUGUCCGCCACCGCGUCCGGCUACUUCGUUAGCAUAGACGCCCAUGCCGACGAGUGCUUCUACGAGCGGGUCAACUCGGGCACAAAGAUGGGCCUCAUGUUCGAGGUGGCCGAGGGAGGCUUCCUGGACAUCGAUGUCGAGAUAACGGGGCCCGACGGUAAGCAGAUCUACAAGGGCGACCGGGAGUCCAGCGGGAAGUACUCGGUGGCGGCACACAUGGACGGAACCUACAAGUUCUGCUUCAGCAACAAGAUGUCAACCAUGACGCCCAAGAUCGUCAUGUUCACCAUCGACAUAGGGGAGGCCCCCAAGGGCCAGGACAUGGAGACGGAAGGUGGUGACAGCUGGGAUGCUCACCAAAACAAGCUGGAGGAGAUGAUCAACGAGCUGGCGGUUGCCAUGACGGCUGUGAAGCACGAGCAGGAGUACAUGGAGGUUCGCGAGAGGAUACACAGAGCGAUCAACGACAACACAAACAGCCGAGUGGUGCUGUGGUCGUUCUUUGAAGCUCUGGUUCUGGUGGCGAUGACGCUCGGACAGAUUUACUACCUGAAGAGAUUUUUUGAAGUACGGCGAGUGGUUUAGUGCGAUGAAAUGACCCCCCUGUGUCCUCCACUGAUUGCUCCCCACACCAAGACAGUCAUUUACACUCUGGAAAACAAAACCGGCCGAUUCGAGUAAAGCCUCCAUGUGAUUGGAUCUCAGAUGUUUUGUUCACCUGUUACCUGUUUGCUUCCUUAUUUAGAAAUGUGAUUUGUGUUUGGAACGAAUGCUCAAAGGAUUCUGAGAUAAAUAUCAGUUUAUUAGUUUUUGUUUUGUUUGACGGAUAUUUUUUUUUGCCCAAUAUUUUUCCAUAAUAGGUGCAAAUUGUGUGAAUGACUUUUAUGUAAAAGCCCUCAGAUAGAAAAGGAAAACCCACAUGAAGCAGUCUGCAUGUGUGGAGUUUGCACAUUUCAAUGGAACCCAUUCAAACGAUAAAAGACAAAUGAAAACAGAAUGCAUGCAAUCAGAAUUUGUUUUAGUUUUUUUAUCUCCAUUGUCCAAGCCGAGUCAGAGAACGUGCUGGUGGAUAUGUGAUAUCUGCACAACUUGCCCCCCUGCUGGCUUUAUCUGAAGGAUUUACACCGUAGCUGAUCUUCUAAGGGAAACCGUACAGCUUCUAGCUCCACGGGCUGAUUCACAGCGAUCCACGCUGCAGUGGCGGGAGGAGACAGAUUUUCUGUACGUAGUUCACAAACAUUUGCGUGGUUUCUUGGCCCAAGAAUCCACGAGUUGAUUUAACUUUUACACUUUAAUUUGACAACUUCCACUUGGCAGAGUUUGAUUUUAAAACUCCAAAUCAAAGUGUAGAGGAAUACUUAAAUACAUGUUACAUGUUUAUCGACGCUGGGUGGGAAUGUGGUUGGGGGGGGGUUCUGAUGCGUAAUGACUGCUGUGUGCUUUAGUUGCUUCUACUAUAGUUUGUUGGGGUUAGGGAUUUUAAAUUAUGAUUGUAUACCCUUUUGCUCCUUUCUUUUUCCUUUCCUGGAGCAUAUCCUGUCACAUGCAACUGUUGGAGGCCUUUCAAAUAGCUUCGACCAGUCUUUUCCCCAGUCGAGAUGUGCAAAAGGAAAUAACUUUCCCCAGCCGUAGCUGCACAUGGAGCGUACAGCUGGAACAUCGCAGGUGUUGCAUGUUGCUGAAUGUGUUCCAGUUUUGUAUUUAAAAACAAACAA